GAGAGAGAGGGAGGGGGGGAGAGAGAGAGAGAGGUGGUUGUGGGUUGGGAUAUAAAGAAGAAGUCAUGUUCUGGAGGAGGGGAAGCGAAAAAGAGAACAAAGAACAGAAUGGUGUGCUGCCGAGCGGGCAGGUUCGGGUUCUUGUUGUGGGUGAUGCAGGUGUUGGAAAAACUUCUCUUGUUCAUCUUAUUACAAAAGGUUCUUCAUGUGCACGUCCUCCUCAAACAAUUGGCUGUAAUGUUGGGGUUAAACAUACUACUCAUGGAAGUUCUAGUAGCUCUUCAAAUAGCAUUAAAGGUGACACUGAGAGAGACUUUUUUGUUGAACUUUGGGAUGUGUCAGGACACGAGCGAUACAAAGACUGUCGGUCCCUUUUUUAUUCCCAAAUCAAUGGUGUAAUUUUUGUUUAUGAUCUCUCUCAGAGAAGGACAAAAUCAAGUCUGCAGAGUUGGGCUGUUGAGAUUGCAGCAAAUGGAACAUUUUCAGCUCCACUAAGAUCUGGAGGUCCAGGUGGCCUUCCUGUCCCAUACCUUGUAAUUGGUAACAAAGCAGAUAUUGCUGCAAAAGAAGGUACAAGAGGAAGCAGUGGCAAUCUUGUUGACGUAGCUCGACAAUGGGUAGAGAAGCAGGGUUUGCUUUCAUCAAGUGAUGAACUUCCGCUAACUGAGAGUUUUCCUGGUGGUGGAGGCCUUAUAGCGGCUGCAAAGGAAGCACGAUAUGACAAGGAAGCCGUGAUGAAGUUUUUCCGUAUGUUGAUCCGGAGGAGAUACUUUGCAGAUGAACUUCCAGCGGCAAGUCCAUGGGCUAUCCCUGUAAACAAUUCAUCACAGUCUGGUGAAAUAAUGAGUGACGAGGAUCGAUUAUACAAAAGUACAAGCAGCCUGGUAGAUGAGUCUUACAAGUACAAUGCACUCCCACCACUUCCAGCACAGCGAAAUCUGACACCUCCGCCUACGCUUUAUCCUCAGCAGCCCAUGUCAACUCCCGACACCAAGUACACAACCAUCCCAAGAUAUGCAAUCACAAGUAGCAACGAGUAUAGCAUCGCUGCCAGAUCUAAGCGUACAGAUAUUAAUGUCUGAUCACAGCUCUCUGUUGAAGGAAGUAAACCAAUUUGAGCUUUUACAAACAAUAUGUAUUAUGUAGGUGAUUCCUUGGUUGUUGAGUUUAUGAUGUGUACUUAAGUCUCACACAAAAUGACCCAGAUGUGAAAACUAAACCCAAUCGAAUAUAUGAACAAAAAUCAAGAUUGUAUAGUGGAUUUAGUUGAUUCCUCUGUAUUCUUUGGCAGAAUGAUCCUAUUUGUUUUGCAUAA
Molecule: messenger RNA, 1315 nt
Organism: Daucus carota subsp. sativus
Lineage: Eukaryota; Viridiplantae; Streptophyta; Magnoliopsida; Apiales; Apiaceae
Product: small GTPase LIP1
Exons: 7
Coding region: 66-1082 (338 amino acids)
Biological process (GO): intracellular protein transport
Cellular component (GO): endomembrane system
Molecular function (GO): GTPase activity
Source: RefSeq, a predicted model, not a curated record